This is a messenger RNA of Betta splendens (Siamese fighting fish), 4318 nucleotides long. It is a transcript of the gene cyld3, whose product is annotated as ubiquitin carboxyl-terminal hydrolase CYLD. NCBI's taxonomy places the organism in Eukaryota, Metazoa, Chordata, Actinopteri, Anabantiformes, Osphronemidae. The record is from RefSeq and is a predicted model, not a curated record. Gene Ontology annotation, molecular function: cysteine-type deubiquitinase activity; K63-linked deubiquitinase activity. The coding region runs from base 127 to 3060 and encodes 977 amino acids. Gene Ontology annotation, cellular component: cytosol. Gene Ontology annotation, biological process: regulation of intrinsic apoptotic signaling pathway; positive regulation of extrinsic apoptotic signaling pathway; protein K63-linked deubiquitination. The transcript is spliced from 17 exons.
CUAAACUUUUCUUACUUGCUAUUGGCUGCCGUCGGUGUCGGUCGACCUGCUUCCUGUUUCACGGUUCAGUUUGUUAUUGAAGUGGGAGCUCCUUUAAAUGAGUGGAAAUGUUGACGGUGGGAGCUGAUGAACUUGGGAAAUGAGGGGUUUUAUACCUUUGUGAAACUGCGACAUAUAAAACACCGUAACAUGUCAGGGGCUCACGAGCAGACCAGGAAGCGCCGCCCCUCCAAAACCUUCUUGAUCUCGACCGACCUGAAGGUCCAGGACCAGCUGGAAGGUACCAUCCGCCUGCAUCAGGGGUACAUCUGCCAGGAGCAGGACUCGGGCAAGCCCAGAGCCGACAGCCUGUGGGUCAAGGUGUUAGACAAUGGCUUCAUGCUAAAAAUAGAGAGGAGGUUUCUGGUUGACAUCCCGAGUGAGUUCAGUGGCCUGUUGGAGGCUGUACCUGACCCGGAGGCCCGUCUGAAACUCCUAAGCUAUCCUGGGAAGUUGCAGCAGCUGGCUGCUUUGCCGAUGAAUGCCCCUCUGUGGGUCCAAACAGGUCAACAGAACGAGCUGGCAGAGGCAGAGCUUAAAUACUUUGGGCCACUCACCAGAGGGAGCUACGCUGUUUAUUUUGGGGUACAGCUCAAGGGUUCAGCUGCGGGUAAAGGAAUAAGCAAUGGUUCUUUUAAGGGCCAGCGGUUCUUCACCUGCCCGGACGCCUGUGCCCUUUUCGUUCCAGUAAAUCAAAUUCGCAUCCGACACUGGUCUCGCAGCAACGGCUCAGACGGACACGAGCGAUCCCGUGAGCGGGAGCAGCAGCACCGCAGCAGCAAUGGUCACCAAAGCAACGACCACCCCAUUCAUCAGCUGCAGCAGCACAGUCGCCACAGUACUCACCAGCACCGGCCCAGCAGCCCUCCUCAGCUGACUCCUAGUAUCAUCCCGCGAACAGCGGAGUCGGCGCCAUUCAGUGCUCAAACUCCCACGUCACCUGCUCUUUUCCCUGUUGGACAGCGAGUUUGUUUUCCUGACGGGGACUCUGUCCGUGGAGGGGAGGUGCAUUUCUGUGGUCCCCUGCCUGGACGCGUCUCGUCUGGAAUGUAUGUCGGAGUUCUUCUGGAUUCUCCGCAUGGUAACUGGAACGGGCACUACAAGGGAGAGAAGCUCUGCCACAUUCCUUCCCCUGCCUACGGACAGCUGCUGCCAGUCAACAAGGUUUCCUCAGAGUCAAAAUUCCAUUCUCACCCGAAGCCCAUCCUGAAGGCCGCCCUGCCUACUGUAAACAAACCAGGUCCUACGUCUCCAACUUCUCCCAAGGUCGCCCUGAUGCCCCCCACCAAACAAGCGCUUAAAUUGGCACCGGCGCCGCCACCAAAGCCGACCCAAACGGCCCUGCCUCCUCCCCCCCUGCCACCACCCAAGCCCAGAAGCCCACCUUCAUCCGCUGUCGCAGAGCAGCUGCAGCACAGCAAUGGCGUGCACAGCCCGCCCUCGCCGCUGAUGUCGCCAGAUAGCGUGGAUGCUGCCAGGGAGAACGACGAGGAGGGUCGGCUGGAGGUCGGCUCCAUGGUCGAAGUGAACGAUCCGCCUCUCCUUGGGGUGAUCCGCUGGAUCGGAAGGAUCAGUGGGAUAACGGAGCCGGUGGCAGGAAUCGAACUGGACCAGGAGCUGUCUGCAGGAACGGACGGCAGUUACCUCGGCGAGCGCCACUUUCGCUGUCCAGCGAAUAAGGGGCUGUUUGUCAAGCUGCGUAACUGCAGGAGGGACUCCAGGUUCCCCGCACCUGAAACUCCCAUCAACCAAGUGGAGCGAUGCAACUCUAUAGCCUUUGCAGAGUGGGGCAGUGAACGUGUGGAGGAACAUACGCCUCCUGUUGAAGGGGAUGAGGCCAGAGAGCUCUACCACGGCUGGAAGCGAGGCAUCCAGGGUCACCUCAACUCCUGCUAUUUGGACGCUACGCUGUUCAGCCUGUUCUCCUGCUGCAGUACGGCCGACUGGGUUAUGUUUUGGCCCUCGGACCCUAAGAUUGACCAGAAGUCCACUCAGGCUCAGGAUUUGCUGCGCUGUGAGAUUGUCAACCCACUGCGAAGGUUUGGCUACGUGUGUGCCAGUAAGACCAUGGCCCUGAGGCGACUACUGGAGGCUGCGAAUAGUAACACCGGCUUCACCAACCAGGAGAAGGAUCCUGAAGAGUUCCUCAACAAGCUUUUCCAGCUCCUCCAAGUCGAGCCACUCCUAAAGAUCAGAUCGAUGAGCCAGAAGCCCCAGCAGUGCCACCUCUACCAGCUCUUCCCACCCACACUUCCCCCCUCUGAGACCUCACCCUUACCCCACUCGCCUGUUGACUCCCCCGUUCCCCUUUUUUCACCAGCGCCCAAUCGGAUGCGUGUUGCCAGCGUCCAGGCCCUGCUGGAGUCUUCAUUCCUCCACGCUGGCCUUAAGUUUGUGGAGGCUCCCUCCUGCCUCUUGCUACUCAUGCCCAGGUUUGGGAAGGACUUUAAAAUGUUUGAUGCCAUCCUGCCAACCCUCAGCCUGGACAUCACAGACCUGGUGGAUGACACUUUAAGACAGUGCAGCAUCUGCCAAGCUGUGGCUGAGUGGGAAUGUCUGCAAUGUUUUGAAGAUCUAGACAUCACCCCUGGUCGUCUCAAACAGUACUGCAACACCUGUAACACACAGGUUCACAGUCACAAGAAGCGGACGUCCCACAGCCCUGUAAACAUUGGUGUUCCUGGAGGACCGUGGACCAUUCCGCUGCACUGCACACGCCAGAGAAUGUCUCUGUUCGCUGUGACUUGCAUUGAGACCAGCCACUACGUGAGCUUUGUCAAGCAUGGGCCACUCUCUACUGAUUGGCUGUUCUUUGACAGCAUGGCAGACCGGGAGGGUGGUGAGAACGGCUUCAACAUCCCCCAGGUGAAGGCAUGUCCUGAGGUGGGCCGGUACCUGAGCCUGUCGGAUGAGGAGCUGAGCAGGGUAGACCCUUGCUCUUUACGGGAGCACCCCCGCCGCCUGCUGUGUGACUCCUACAUGUGUCUGUACCACAGCCCAGAGCUCAGCUUGUACAAGUGAUGAAGAGACUCUCACAGACUGUCUUUGUCCUCAGGUUGUUACUACACCAGUGUCGGAUUAAACUUGUGCACUUUCAGAUUAAUGCAUAUGUAUAGUGGAAUAAUAAUGGCCGUGUUUUCAACUUGACCAAUUUGUCCAAUUAUUCCAGUAGCAUAUGAAAGCCCAGACACUGGCAGUGAAUUUUCACCUCAUUAUUAUUAUUAUGUAUAUAAGCAUUUGCAUUAUUCCCCAAACUCCUCUAUGAAAACAAACAAUGUCCUCUUUAAGUUACUGCCAUUAUUUUAUAUCAAAAAUCUGUUUCACACUGACAAAUAAUUUUACAGUUUGUAAAUGCAUCUAAUAUUUGUGCAGCAGACAACAGUGUUUAUGUCCAGAUAGAGUCUGAUGAUUAAAUAAGCAUAAGUCAUAAGAUACUCAAAGUAUUUACAUUAGAAUCAAUGCCAUUCAUGUAUUGUAUAUGUGAAUUGUAUAAUAUUGAGUCUAAUAAUUGUUUUUGUUUACAGUAGCAACAAAAAUAACAUGAUUGUAAAACCUUCUGUUUCCUCCUAAACCUCUUAGUAUAUUUUUGGCAGCCAGUAAUUACCUUGUUAAUACUGAGUAAUAACGAGGUGGAAGUGUUUGACAGGAUUCUUCAGAAUUCUAAGGAUUUGGUUAAAACCACUAAGCUCCUUCUUUGUGCUGAUAUUGCUACAUUUUUUUUGCAUAUUUUUUUCAGGUAUUCAGUAUACGUCUAUCCCUAAAGCAGAUAGAUCUACAUUCUACCAAUACCAUCAGUUAGGUAGUAUUACAUGUUUGUUGCAGCUGCUGCAACUUUGUGCUCGUAUUUUACUACUAGACCUGAAUCUAAUAAAAUACUAUUUCACUAGUUGCCUUACUAGGACUGAACAAAUCCCUCGGUAUGUGUAAUCAAAGCGUGACAUUCAGAAAUAAUUACGACAGUAACACACACUAUCCAAAGUGCCUAAUGACCAAGCAGCCUGUUGUUGUUAUUAUUAAUUAGCUUUGUACCACUUCCUGAUAGUGGGUCAUACUGAGCUUUAUAUCUCUGGCCUUAUAAUGUUCAGACUCUGGACAGAACCGCUGUGUCUGCAACAUCCAUAAAACGUUUAGUUCAGUUUGCACUGCUUCAUUAACAUGUCAGUAUGUGUGUGUGAGUGUAUACGUGUGAGAGCGUCACCUCGGACUCGCUGUGAAGACUGUGCCCAGAUGUUGAAAUAUAGAAAGUGUCCUACACAAUAAAAGUAUUGAUAUUCUUCUA